Helianthus annuus (common sunflower) is the source of this 1374-nucleotide messenger RNA. RefSeq lists its product as uncharacterized. The transcript is spliced from 2 exons. Lineage: Eukaryota; Viridiplantae; Streptophyta; Magnoliopsida; Asterales; Asteraceae. The record is from RefSeq and is a predicted model, not a curated record. The coding region runs from base 1 to 1374 and encodes 457 amino acids.
AUGGAAUUUAUAAAUCUGUUUAUGGGAAGGGCGAUUGAAGAGGGGCUGUUUCAAGGUAUUCAACUUCCCGAAGGUGGCCCGAAUAUCUCCAAUUUAUGCUAUGCAGAUGAUGUUCUUUUUUUGGGUUUGUGGUCGGACCAAAAUGUGGUGACUUUGAAGCGGCUGCUAAGGUGGUUGGGGUUGAUCUCGGGGCUGAAAGUAAAACAAAGGAAAUGCAAGUUGUACGGGAUAGGAGUGGACGAGACAGAGGUGUCGAGGAUGGCGGCUUUAUUGAACUGUGAAGCUGGUAAGUUACCUUUUUUGUAUCUUGGAGUUCCUAUAGGGGCGAAUAUGAAGAGGAAAGUUUUUUGGGCUCCGGUUAUCGAUAGGUUGAAGUCAAAAUUAUCUAAGUGGAAGACGAGGCACUUGUCAUUUGCAGGUAGACUGACGUUAGCAAAGACGGGUAUCACGGAUGCAAAGAAGAAACUUAGGUGGGUUAAAUGGGAUUUGGUGUCCAAAUCUAAGAAGUUUGGGGGGUUAGCAGUGAGGAGAAUAAGGGAUUUCAACUUGGCUAUGUUGACAAAAUGGUGGUGGAGGUUCAAGUCCAACCCAAAUCAGCUUUGGGCCAAAGUUGUUGCUUUGAUUCACAAUAACAAUUCGACGGACCAGCUCAUUCCCUUAAAAAAUUCAGUGGCUGGGGUUUGGAAGGUUAUCGGUAGUAUGAGUAAGGAAUUAAGCAAAAUAGGCAUUAACAUCUCCGACAAUUUGAUUUCGGAAAACGGGAGUUGGAAGUGGCGAAAUAAUUCGGAGGAGCUUUUUUCAGUCAAACAAGUCAGACAAGACAUUGAAGGUUCCAUGGAAGUUAGUUCGAACAGCGUUUCGGGUUUCGACUGGCUCAGUUGCCCCCCCCCCCCCAAGACUAAUUUCCUGUUGUGGAGAGCUCUCCUCGGUAAGAUUGCAUCUAGAGAAGGUCUUGCUCGUCGGGGAGCCCCUAUGUCGGAUGUUUCGUGCCCCCGCUGCGGUAUGGAAGCUGAAACCUCGGAUCAUAUCUUCUUUAACUGUUUAUGGGCUAGAUGCAUUUGGUGGAACGUGUUGGCUUGGGUUCGGAUUAAAUUCCCUCUUCAAUGCUCUUCUCUUCCCGAACUAAUUUCUGUUUUAAAGGAUUCCCCGGGCGGGAGGAUAUGGAAAAGAAUUGUCCGAACUAUUGUAUGUGCCACGGUGUGGAGGAUUUGGAGUGCUAGAAAUGCGAAAGUUUUUGAAGAUUGUUUCAUCCCUAUCAACAAGACGUUCGACCUCAUUAAGGAGGACGCUUUUCUGUGGAUAUGUAACCGUGCGAAUCUUAGGAAGCCUUCUUGGGAGAGUUGGGAAUUGUUCGAUGUAGUAGGUAUUAUGUAA